CCCAAAUUCACCUCACCGGCAUCCGUGGCGUCGCAGCCUCCUCCGCCCUCCCGCCAUCGUUAGAAAAAGAGGGGGAGAAAAAUUCACUUCGCUUGACCGUAGUCGCCGCGCCGCCGACGCAUCUCUAGCCUCUUCCACCGAAGCACGCCACCUCGAAUUCUUCUCGCACAGCCGUCGCCGCCCCCCCCCCCUCCUCCCUUCUACUGGUAUUGGAAGCGCAGAUCCAUCCGGGCUUGGACCGAUUCCUCUUUUUCUUGCCAAAGAAGCCCUACCUUGCUUGGAUGGAUCCCGUCCCUGGGUGCGUUGGAGGCCAGUGAUCGGAUUAGGACAAGGUGGGGAUCAAGGUUUCUGUCUAGGAAAGGGGAUGGGAGGUCUCUGCUCGAAGGUUUCAGCCGUAGGCAAGUCGCCGAGCGACACCACGCUUGGCCGGAACCAGGUUGUCGAUCAUGAGCCCGGGGCGCUCGAGGGGGAGAAGCCGCCAGCGUCCGGAGAAGCUGCGGCGGCGAAGCGGCUGGAAGAGCAACAGCAGUAUUCUUUCUCGUUCCUGGAGAGUGUCGUGCCUGGGCUUGCCUUUCAUGGUGGGGCUAGCGCCGGCGACGCGGUGUCUAGGACCUCGCCGCAGCUUGCCCGUUCGCUGUCACAGAAGGCUAACUUGGGCAAGGCGAAAGCUGGCGCUGCCAAGGUUUCGGAAGUGAGCUCAAUUUUUGGUAGAGCUAGCACUGUUGGGCUUGAGAAAGCAGUGGAGGUUCUAGACACACUAGGCAGUAGCAUGACAAGUUUAAAUGCUAGUAGCGCUUUUGUGUCAAGUGCUACAGCAAAGGAAAACAAAAUAUCUAUGUUGGCUUUUGAGGUGGCAAAUACCAUAGUUAAAGGCUCCAAUCUGAUGCGUUCUCUUUCGAAGACAAGCAUAAAGCAUUUGAAAGAAGUGGUGCUUCAUUCAGAAGGUGUUCAACACCUUAUAUCCAAAGAUAUGGAUGAAUUACUCAAGAUUGCAGCUGCUGACAAAAGGGAAGAGUUAGAAGUAUUCUCAAAAGAGGUUGUUCGCUUUGGAAAUCGUUGCAAGGAUCCUCAGUGGCACAACUUGGACCGCUAUUUUGAAAAGUUGGCAUCAGAACGAACACCGCAACAUCACCUGAAAGAAGAUGCAGAAACAGUAAUGAAGAAACUGAUCACUUGCGUUCAAUAUACAGUUGAGUUAUAUCAUGAAUUGCAUGCUUUGGAUAGAUUUGAACAUGAUUAUCAUCUUAAACUGAAAGAACAGGAUGCCUUGAGUUCAAGAGGAGAUGGUCUGCAUAUACUGAAGCAGGAAAUCAAGGGUCAGACUAAGCAUGUUAAAAGUUUGAAAAAGAGGUCACUUUGGUCCAAGAAUUUGGAAGAGGUGAUGGAAAAGCUCAUAGACAUUGUCCACUUCUUACAUUUGGAGAUAUAUAAUGCCUUUGGUCGUGCUGACAGUGAAGAGACACAAGAACCUGCUAAACACCAUAAUAGAUUGGGACCAGCAGGCCUUGCCUUGCAUUAUGCGAAUAUCAUCAAUCAGAUUGAUACUCUUGUUUCUCGAUCAAGUGCAAUCCCUCCCAACAUGAGGGAUACAUUAUACCAUGGUUUGCCACCUACCAUCAAAUCUGGUCUCCGUUCUAAGCUACAAUCUUUUGAACCCAAAGAAGAGCUUACAGUUUCUCAAAUCAAAGCUGAAAUGGAGAAAACUUUGCGAUGGCUUGUCCCUAUUGCAAAUAACACAACUAAGGCACAUCAUGGCUUCGGUUGGGUUGGAGAGUGGGCAAAUACAGGAUCUGAGUUUAAUUGCAAGUUAUCAGGGCAGAUGGAAUUGACCCAAAUCGAGACAUUAUAUCAUGCUGAGAAGGAAGAGACUGAAGCAGUUAUCUUUGAUCUUGUUGUGUGGCUUCAUCAUCUUAUCAGUAAAUCAAGAAAUGCCAAUGGAGGUGUAAGGUCUCCCAUAAAAUCUCCCGUCAGUUCACCAACACAAAAGGGUAUCGCAGUUACAUUGUUGCCAUGCAAAAUGAACAAUUCAUCACCAAUUCUCACACAAGAGGAUCAUGAUAUGCUAAGGGAUGUUAAAUACAGGAAAUUUAGCCCUGGAAUAAGCAAAAGCCAAGAGUUUGACACAAAGUCAAGGCACAACAAACAGAGUAGGUUGAGCAAGAGCAAUAGUCAUUCUCCAGCCAGUGGCAACAGGAAAGACUUGCUCUUUGUUAGGAGGUCUUCCAUGCUUCCUGUUAUUGACUUCGAGAUUGAUAGGACCAAAGCUUUGGAUCUAAUCGACAGGCUUGACGACCUAAAAUUACAGUGAGCAAUGAAACUAACUGGACAUAAACCUGAUGUUUAUGCAGUCGUCUGCAAUCUUGAAAUCCAUAGCCCCAGCAGUGAUGUAAAAAAAAUUAGCAUUUAUCUGCAGCAAGGCCGCCCGUCAGAGAUUCUGAGGUGAGGAACUAGCAGUAUGUCAAAAUGGAGCUGAGAGAAACUGGUGGUAGCUAAGAUUGUAUCAUAUAUCCUGUACCGAACAGAAUAGGAAUAAAGAUGUACAAAUUAUCUGCU
This is a messenger RNA of Phragmites australis (common reed), 2553 nucleotides long. Its product is annotated as protein PSK SIMULATOR 1-like. The transcript is spliced from 12 exons. Gene Ontology annotation, biological process: positive regulation of growth. NCBI's taxonomy places the organism in Eukaryota, Viridiplantae, Streptophyta, Magnoliopsida, Poales, Poaceae. The record is from RefSeq and is a predicted model, not a curated record. Bases 365 to 2308 code for a protein of 647 amino acids.